AUGAAAAGGAAGAGUCGUUCGGAAUCUGCUGAUAAUACUGAAGAAGACAAAUUUAACUUUGAUAUUCCUGAAUAUGAUGUUGAUCCAUCAAGGCCUCUUUCAGUUUCGAUUUCAAGAAACAAGCUUCAGGAACACCCGCAUGCUGACCAAGUAGACAUCUCCAAGACACGCAAUGAAAUUUCAGAUAUGAUACUUCCCAUUGAAUAUCAUCCGAUCGGUUUCACUUCGGAAGAUCAAGCGAUGGCAGAAUUUGCAGAUCCACUUUCCGAUCAGUUAUACGACAACUAUCAUAAAAAGAUGCUGAAACAGGAGACAAGAAUGAUGAAUGAUGAAUCAAACCAUUCAGAUCUGGAAGCUGAUCGCUUAGAAGGUAUUUUGGACCAUUUAGAAGUGGCUUCUUGGCGACUUUAUCUACCAAAAGUCACAAUUGUGAAAGAUCUAUUCGAUGAAGACGAACUACAUGCAAAAAAAGAACUGACUCAACGGACCAUUCGUUUGAUGUUAAAGAAAUACAAAUAUAUGAAACAUCGAAUUAACAUUCACGCUAGAAAGCAAAGACACUUCAUGAUCGACUCUUCAAAACGACUUGAUAAACUAUUUUCUAAAGUCGACAAGUCGAUGAUUAUAGGGUACCACAGUUCAUCAGAAGACGAAGAAGAUAAUCUAGACGCAACCGAAAUAAAAAGACGAAGGAAAAUGUUGAAGCAUAAGCAUUUUUCGUCCCCUUUGGUUAUUCCACUUUCUAUGCCCUCUGCCCCAACCAGUUUUAAGUACGGAAUUAUUGCUGAACCACUAAACUCUCCAUUUAUUAUAAAGUUCACAAAGGAAGAACGAUUGAAAUGUCUACGAAAGGUCGAAAACUAUAAAAAAAGAUAUCAUUUAAUUGAGCACUUCCCUAAUCAACAGAUGAAAAUUAUUAAAAAAGUUGCUGCAACUUGUGAACUUGAUCCUUUUCCCUCCGAUUCUGCUUUACCUGUAACUAGUAGAAAAACGUCAUUUAAAACAGAUCAUAAGUGA
Molecule: messenger RNA, 1017 nt
Organism: Kluyveromyces lactis
Lineage: Eukaryota; Fungi; Ascomycota; Saccharomycetes; Saccharomycetales; Saccharomycetaceae
Gene: SAS4
Product: Sas4p
Exons: 1
Coding region: 1-1017 (338 amino acids)
Cellular component (GO): SAS acetyltransferase complex
Molecular function (GO): histone acetyltransferase activity
Source: RefSeq, a predicted model, not a curated record